AUGUUGAGCGACAUGGGAGGUCAGCCCAACACGGAUGGCGGCGACCAUGAGGCCAACGCCGGGGGUCAGGGAGGGACAGCGACAGCACGAUCAGCGCAGGCGUAUGAAGGGAUGCGGGCGCUGCGUCAGGGAAGUUGUGCCAGCUGUGAGACCCCGGUACAGCCCGGUGAUUUGCUUUGGCCGUGUACCGCGCCCGGGCCCAACGGCCGCCGCAUCUGGAAACAUCUGGCUUGCGCGCAGCGUGAGGUGGACGGCCCACUUGUCAAGCCGCAGUGCAAGCAUUGGCUGCGCACGGGCACUUGUCGCUACGGGACCGACUGCUUUUUCCUUCACCCCGAGCCCGAGGGCCAGCAUCGCCGGGCCCAGUUGCUGGCCGAAGCACAAGACCGCGCGCGCCGGGCUCGCCCUGACCGGCAUGGCGAACUGCGCGUGGCCGUUCAGAACCGGGGACCGGGCCGGCGCAACAAGGUGCGCAACGCGUUUCGAGCGGCUGCCUUUCGGCGCUUUCUAGUAGACACCUUUGGCCUUGAAAGUCUGCGCUCGGGCACCGGCGUACUGGACGUGGCCUCGGGCAAGGGUGACCUGGCCUACGAACUCUCGGCUCUGAACGGUGUCCCCGUCACGUGCAUCGAACCGAGACAACUGCGUCUUCAGCAAGUGGUCUUGCGCCUGCGUCACAACUACUACCACCAAAACCCUCUUUUUGCAAGCUACAAUCGCUUUCCAACCCCGGCCGAAUGCGAGGCCCAGCGUGCGCCUCUGCGUCACCUUCGCAUCUUGCUGCGCCUGUGUGCAGAUCGCUGCGAUCAGAUUGAGGCUCUAUCCAGCCCCGAGGCUUGGGAUACGGCCCGCACCGCAGCCCAAACUCUAGUUUGGGAUCGACGUGGCCUGCACGGACCCUCUGACACUGCUGAAGCAACCUCUUCCGCGUGUACCCCAGAUGCUCGCCCGUUGAGCCCCGCUCUGGCUGCCCAAGCGGCAGAACGGGACCCUUUCCCACCAUCGGUAGCUGAUGCUGAUGUGGACAAGACAGUGGCUGCAACAGAUGUCAGUCAAGAGGCCACGGCUAUGCCUGCAACAGAGGCACCGCUGCCAUGUGCCACGGAGGUGUGGGACCGGGCGGUUGCUUCCCAACUGGUGCAUGAAUGUGCCCUGAUUGUGGGCAUGCAUCCCGACCAAGCAGCAGGGGACCUCAUUGAUCUAGCCUUGGCCUUGAAUAAACCGUUUGCACUCACGCCCUGCUGCACCUAUGCCAAGGAAUUUCCCAAACGUCGCCUCGCCAACGGCACCCCCGUGCGCUCCUACUCGCAACUCCUCGACUUCCUGCAGCAGAAACACCCCUCCAUUCAGCGCUGCCAACUUGACUUUGAAGGCAAAAAUGUGUGCCUCUAUCGUCUGUGCCCUUGA
Monosiga brevicollis MX1 is the source of this 1407-nucleotide messenger RNA. RefSeq lists its product as uncharacterized. Gene Ontology annotation, molecular function: metal ion binding. The record is from RefSeq and is a predicted model, not a curated record. Lineage: Eukaryota; Choanoflagellata; Craspedida; Salpingoecidae. The coding region runs from base 1 to 1407 and encodes 468 amino acids. The transcript has a single exon.